This is a messenger RNA of Nylanderia fulva, 4989 nucleotides long. RefSeq names its product ER degradation enhancer, mannosidase alpha-like 2 (gene Edem2). NCBI's taxonomy places the organism in Eukaryota, Metazoa, Arthropoda, Insecta, Hymenoptera, Formicidae. Gene Ontology annotation, cellular component: endoplasmic reticulum; membrane. The record is from RefSeq and is a predicted model, not a curated record. Gene Ontology annotation, molecular function: mannosyl-oligosaccharide 1,2-alpha-mannosidase activity; calcium ion binding. Gene Ontology annotation, biological process: mannose trimming involved in glycoprotein ERAD pathway; carbohydrate metabolic process; endoplasmic reticulum mannose trimming.
GUUCCCGUUCUAUAGCCCUCUCCAUCUGUUUCUUCGCUUUAAGCAGCUUUGGGAAAUUGGUUAGGGAGUUUACUUAAACGGCGAUAAUCAUGUCAUAUAUGGAGAAAUUGCUGUUACUUGUUGCCAGUUAACAGAGUCGAUUACAGCCAAAUGUAGGGAAACGUAAGGGAUCACAAUAAUCGUGCAAAAUCUAAUCGGAAAAGAAGGCGAAAAGCAGGACAGAUUUCGCUGUUCAAGGAACGCGAAACUCAUGUGUAUUUCACGUAACAAAACAAAAACUAUCGGCAAUCAACUACAGCCACAUCAUCUGACCUUGAGAGAGAGAGAAAAAAAAAGAAAAACCGCAAUCAUGUCCCCACUGCCUAUUAUUUGUCUCUUCUGAUAACAAGUUCGUUAUAUCCUACACAGUUUCCUCUCCACUCGCUACAGUUCGGUUUUAAUUGUUCUCUAUGAAUGCUGACAAUUAAAAAUAUCGGCCCGAAUUCGUACAAAACAAAUAGUUGGCACACUGAUUUUUGAAAACUACGAUUUGUGAAAAUUAUGAUCCACGAAAAUUAUAAUAAUUUUCUUUGCGAUUGCACCAUAAAUGCACAUUUUGCCAUCUGGCAGUGCUAAAUCAAUGGAAUAUGCAUAAAUUUUCAUCAAAUUAUGUGAUUUGAGAAAUAUGAUAAUGUCUCAUGUAUGAGAAAAAGAUUGGUAUAAGAAAAAAAGAAGUGGAAAAAUCUUGAAAAUUCUUAUGAUACCUUUUUAAUUUAUACUUUUUAUCAUAACAAUGGAAUUAUUGAAAUGAGAUGGAGGAUUAGUAGGAAAAGAUUUUGGUGGACCAUGCGCACUAUUAUAACAAUGAAAUCUUGACAAAAAAGGGACAUAUUUUUUAACAAACAAUAUGGCUUGUGAUGCUCUCAUUUGGGGGCUAUUGUUUGUAGGCUGCAGUGUACAGAUAUGGGCUAUAUCUGAAGACGAUCUAUUAGAAUAUAUGAGCAAGGAAGAAAAAGAAACUUUAAAGGAAGAAGCAAGGGAUAUGUUCUAUCACGCAUACAAUGCUUAUAUGGACAAUGCGUAUCCUGCUGAUGAAUUGAUGCCAUUAAGUUGUAAAGGACGAUAUAGAGGCUCGGAACCAAACAGGGGUGAUAUAGAUUCUACAUUGGGAAAUUUUUCACUUACUUUGGUGGAUACACUAGAUACAUUAGUGGUAUUGGGAGAUUUAGAAGAAUUUGAGAAUGCAGUCAAACUUGUUACUAGAGAUGUAAGCUUUGAUACAGAUAUUAUUGUUUCUCUGUUUGAAACAAAUAUUAGAAUGCUCGGAGGUCUUCUCAGUAGUCACAUAUUAGCUGAAUAUCUGCAACAGAGGGCUGAUAUAAUGCCAUGGUAUAGAGGAGAACUUUUGGAUUUAGCUAAAGAUUUAGGAUAUAGAUUUUUACCUGCAUUUAACACAACUACUGGAAUACCUUAUGGCAGAAUAAAUUUAAGACAUGGUAUGAAAGGAGUUCCUAUGGAAGUAUCAAAGGAGACUUGCACUGCUUGUGCAGGUAGUAUGAUAUUAGAAAUGGCUGCUUUAUCUCGGUUAACGGGCGAACCAAUAUUCGAGGAAAAAGCGCAAAAAGCUAUGGAUGUUUUGUGGCGAAUGAGACAUCGUGGUACAGAUUUGAUGGGAUCUGUGCUAAAUGUAAAUUCUGGAGAUUGGGUACGAAGAGAUUCUGGUGUUGGUGCUGGCAUAGAUUCUUAUUACGAAUACUGUUUGAAGGCAUACAUUUUACUUGGUGAUGAAAAAUAUUUAGGUCGUUUCAACAGACAUUAUCAAGCUGUAAUGAAAUAUGUUAGUCAAGGACCUAUGUUGUUAGACGUGCACAUGCACAGACCGAACACCAACUCUAAGAAUUUUAUGGAUGCUUUAUUGGCCUUUUGGCCAGGUCUACAGGUUCUUAAAGGCGACAUCAAACCUGCUGUAGAAACGCACGAGAUGCUGUACCAAGUUAUGCAAAGACAUAACUUUAUACCAGAAGCAUUUACUACUGAUUUUCAGGUACAUUGGGGACAUCAUCCGCUGAGACCAGAAUUCUUAGAGUCAACAUACUUUCUAUAUCGAGCUACAGGCGAUCAUUAUUAUUUAAAAGUCGGACGUAAAGUACUCAAAAGUCUGCAAACAUAUGCAAGGGUAUCAUGUGGUUAUGCAGCUGUAUCGGAUGUUAGAACCAACAAACACGAUGAUACAAUGGAUAGCUUUGUAUUGUCGGAGACAUUUAAAUAUUUAUUCUUACUAUUUGCGGAACCAGGAGAAUUGGUUUUAGACUUGGAUGAAUUCAUUUUUACUACUGAAGGUCAUUUACUGCCACUCACGCUUGCUUCUAUAAGAACGAAUAUUUCAUCUCAGGAUUUUGAACGUGAUAUCGUACAUGUGGACGAAUUUGAUCGCACUUGUCCAAAUAGUUUACAUUUAUUUCCUGCAUCAGUGAGGCAGCCUUUGAGAAAUAUGGUCGAGGAUGUUUGCCCAAGACGAUCGAUUAAAAGACGAUUGAGUGCAUCGCAAUUUCAAGCAAAUAACUUGGAACAUUUGAAAAUAUUGAGUGAUAUGGGAAUAACGACUCUAACACUAGCGGAUGGGCGGGUUCAGCUUUUGCAUACAUUUUCUAAUGCGAAGUCAACACAAGAUUCAGAGGAAGGACUAUUAUUCAUGCAAGAAAUGGUCGAAUUGAGUAAAAUACAAAUGCAACAACCGGAAACUAAACCACAAACAGUAAUGUUCAUAAAACCUAAUUCAGAUCCAUUGGAGAAAGUUACACUACUAGCUGGGCCAGCGCAAUUUGGACCUGAAUUACAGAAUUUCGAUAAGAUUACCGGAAAAGUGAUAUUUACAUAUCCACCUGCAGCUUGCACCGAUCUGCAAAAUGUAGACAGAUUGGCAGGCAAAAUAGUGAUCGUGAAUCGCGGACAGUGCAUGUUCAUAGAAAAAGCGCGCAGAAUUCAAAAAGCCGGUGCACUCGCUGGAAUAGUAUUGGAUAAUAUUGCCGGUUCAAGCGCAGCAACUUCGCCAAUGUUUGCAAUGUCUGGCGAUGGAAAGGAGAUAGAUGACGUCACAAUACCUGUUGUAUUUCUCUUCUUCACGGAAGCAGCCGAGUUAAUGAAAGCUAUUAAUGCGGCGAAUGGCGAUCUUACUGUCACGCUUGGGAUGUAUUCUUCAAAAGAAGAAAUUCAACUUAAAGCGCCUACUGAUUUAUCACUAUUUGAACGUCUAAAAGGAUCAUUAAAAUCAAUUCUCAGCCGACAUGUGACUUCACAGCCAACAACUGUUGGAUCCAGUUUGGAUAUAACGGUUCCUUUCAUUGAAUCACAAGAAGAUCAAGAGGAUUCGAUUGAUUUUCAUUAUUUUCAUGCAGAAAUCAUCAAAGAUUCGCUCGGUGGUGAAGUCAGAGUUACCGCCGCGUCUGAAGCUGCAAUUAUCAUUUUAAGACCAGUUUCUACAUCGAUAGAAAUUUUAUGGCAUCAGUUGAAGGAAGUGUUUGUGAAUCAAAUAUUUUUCAAUAGUAAACAAAAUAAAGGUAUAAGAAUCCGUAGUUUUAUUUUAGAGAGUUAUUACAAUUGGAUAAACAGAGCGCGAAGUGGAGUACUUACGAAAACAUCAUUAUCUUACAAAGUCCGAUGGUUUUUAAGCGAACUAUUAGUAGUUUCACCAAACUCAUCUAUCAAAAAGAUCGGACAACUAUUGGAAUUAAACAAGCAGAAGUUGUUGAAACAAUAUUUACUUACAAAUAUGGAUACUAUGGUGUUGAAUUUAAAAACGGUAGCUACAAAAUUGAAGAGUAUAAAAUCAGCGAGACCUAAAAUGGAGCAAUUAUUAAAAAUUUCAGAAUCCGCUAUUACACAUGUUGAAAAUUACUCGUUCUUGCGUCAUUUAUUAGUUGAUUUGUUCGACGAAGAAGAUGAGAUCAUUAAUCAACAUAUUGCCCUAUUGGAUCGUAAUCAUGGAGAGGUGCAUAGUGUAUAUCAAGAAAUAUUAAUUGAUGGAGUACAAAGGCAUCUGGAGAAAUUGGGAGAAGAAGAUAAUUCAUAUUAUGAUAUAUUAAUUGCUGAUCUACAAAAGAACUUGAAAAAUGUAGAUAAAGACGAAAAUUUAUUUGGAAAAAAUAAAGAAAGCGAUUUAGCAGUAGCGGAAUUUAUAAAUGAUAGUAAUGGAGAUAAAGAAGAAAUUGAAUCUAAAAAUAUCAACAUUUUGAAGAAAAAUAAGAAAUCAAGUACUGAGAAAAUAGAGGAUUUUGAAUAUUUCAUAUUGACAGAAAUAGAGAAAGUUAUGAAAUAUUCUGAGCAAAAUAUUUUAGAAAAAUAUGAAGAUGUAAAUAGCGAAUCAAAAAGUGCUGUUAUACAAGAUAAGAGAAAUAAAGAUGCCAUUAAAUCUGAUAGUAUUCUGCACUCUUCUAAAAAUCAAAGCGAAAGCGAUGAUGGAAAUAAUAAAGUUCAAAGUUCACUUGAAAAACAACAAGACUUGCAAACAACAAAAACCAUAGAUGUGAAAUUUGAAAAACCAACUGUCAAGAAAAAGUAUGAAAAAAAAUCUGUCAACUCUAUAUCCAGUACUAACAAGAACCAUGUUUCUGAUAUAUCCACAACUGCAGAUACCAAUGUAGGGACAAAUUCUCUCAACAAUAGACGUAAUUCAUUGCAAAGAAUACAGAAUGAUUUGAUUGCAAAUAAAAUUAUAUUUACUGAUCCAUUGGAAGAAUUUAAAAAACUUAUAUGGGCUACUAACAAGGGAAAAGUGUUUCAUAAAAAGUCACAGAUUUCAAAUAUACGAUAUAAUACUAUAAAAUUAAAUGAACUCAAGUAUGGGAAAAAAUAUAUGAGCAAAAACAAAGCUGAAGAAACUAAACCAAAAUUAUAUAUAGCUAAACAUAUCGACGAAUUAUAACAAUAGCUUUUAAGAUUUAGGCUAAAAAUUAUAGUUAUUAUAUGAUGACAGAAAAUAAAUUUCCAACGGCCAUAAGGCUAUCUGCAUAA